UAAAAAAUCAUCAAAAAUACCAAAAUCGAAAGAAAAAUAACCUCGAACAUGGAAAUUUCGAAACAGAUCGAUAACAACCUUAUAUGAAAGGGAAAAUGACUGACCAUUUUGUACAUUAAGUAAAAACUGUCUGAAGGACGGAAUAAGGACCACUGUUAUUCUAGAGCUUUUCCAAAAUAAUCUCAAUAAUUAAAUAAAUACCUCAGCGAUAUUUUUUAAUUUAUUUUAAAUUGUAUAAUUAGUAAUUACAAUUUUUUUAUUUUUUAAAUUCUUAAAUUUAUUUAAAAAAAUUCUUUUAAAAAUUUUUAACAAAAAAUGGAUACAAACUUUGACAAGUUGACAAAUUUUACUUGUGAUACGAGCCUAACUUCAACAGAAAGUGGAUUUGGUUCUUUAAAUGGAUCGAAAACAAAUGGAGUUGUCAAAUUUCCUGUUGAUAUUGAUUUGAUUUGUAAAAUUGAAGAAAGUAAAGAUGUCACCGUCAAGAAUGGAAUAUAUCGUUCUAAAAAUGUUAAAGAAAGUACAAAUAAAGCGCAGAGCUUUGCUAAUCGACUUUAUGAUCGUCUUUCUUCAAUAAACUUUACCUCUCUCAAUUCAUUUUAUAAUCAAAUAUUGACAUUUUUGGCUGCAACUGUCUUCAUUCUUGUAUUUCUGCUAAUCUGGAUUGUUUUCUGGAGUGUGUUUAAAGACUUUGCUUUUGGAACACUUCAAGAAAAAUAUUGGAUGUUUCAUGUAUUUUGUGCUAUUUUUGUCCUUUCCGUUGCUCUCUUUUUUUAUUUUAGCAUUCUGCUAAACCUACCAUUUUUUCGCCCUACCAAUUCAUCCAAUAGACCUCUAAUAACCUCAAUUCACACAAUAAUCACAAUUUUUUGGUUAAUUUUAUCGACUAUAUUAGCCCUCGUUUUACUCUCAAUUUCAUUCUAUUUAAUUUUUAAAUUUAUUAUUUUUGACAAUUAUUUUUCUGAAAACAAAUUUACUCAAAAUAAAUUUGUUAAUUCUCUUUUUGCUUUACUUGGGGUUGCCCUGCUUCUUUUAUUUUAUUUUUCUUUGUUGCGUAUAAUGCUUAUUAAUUUGAACUUAGAUAGAGGUCUGUAUUGA
Messenger RNA from Meloidogyne enterolobii, 1098 nucleotides. The record is from the annotation of a GenBank genome assembly. Lineage: Eukaryota; Metazoa; Nematoda; Chromadorea; Rhabditida; Meloidogynidae.